Messenger RNA from Eleginops maclovinus (Patagonian blennie), 3651 nucleotides. RefSeq names its product transmembrane protein 260 (gene tmem260). NCBI's taxonomy places the organism in Eukaryota, Metazoa, Chordata, Actinopteri, Perciformes, Eleginopidae. The record is from RefSeq and is a predicted model, not a curated record. The transcript has 16 exons. Bases 240 to 2303 code for a protein of 687 amino acids.
UUCCCGGGAAGACAAACAAUUCAAUUUAGCCAAGUGUCCAGCCUCUCCAAUAAAACUGUCCAGUUAUGACUCGAUUUGGUGUAAUGUUAUCUUAAAUUCAGCUUUAUACUAACGUAUGUUUCAGGUGGUUUGUAGCUUGCAAUUAUUUGCUGUCCUAACUGACGAAAUGUAUGUAUGCUACCGUUAGCUAGCUCAACGUUAGCAGUUGUUUGAAAACUACUGGUAUUCAUCCAGAGAAAAUGUCAACGGAGCAGAGGACGAGCUGGAUACUGACAGGGGCUACGGUUGCCUGUGUCACAGCUCUGUAUGUGCCCUGUGUGCAGAGGACGGUUCCCGGUGGAGACUCAGGAGAGCUGAUCACCACUGCUUGUGAGCUGGGGGUGGCCCAUCCUCCAGGAUACCCUGUCUUCACCCUACUAGCUCGCCUGGCUAUGUGUCUCCUGCCCUCACUCUCUCCAGCCCACAGUGUGAACCUGAUGAGCAGCCUGCUGGGGGCUGCAGCCUGCGGGGCCCUCUGCAUUACUGUCUGCAGGUUAGCGGGCCCUGGCCCCGGAGCAGUGCUGAGUGGAGGGCUCUUCGCUGUGUCCAGGCUGAGCUGGCAGUGGUCCGUGGUGGCAGAGGUCUUCACCCUCAACAACCUCUUUGUCGGUCUGCUCUUCUUCUUGACGGCCAGCUUCCAGUGUGCUGAAAACACCACCCAGAGGGCAAAGAUUGCACACUGGGGAGCGCUGUGCUGUGGCCUGGGGCUCUGCAACCAGCACACCCUGGUGCUGUACGUACUGCUCAUCAUUCCCUGGGUCAUUCAUCGACUCCACUCUGUAGGGGAGCUUUCUUUGCGUGGCCUUGUGUCUCUGGGGUUGUGUUUCCUCGCUGGCUUUCUGCCGUACAUCUACCUGCCCAUCUCCUCCUACCUCAACACCGCCCGCUGGAGCUGGGGGGAUCAGACCACCCUGUCCGGUCUGCUGACCCACCUGCUGAGGGCCGAAUAUGGCACCUUUAGUCUGGCAAAGACGGAGAGCUCUGUAGGACUGGCAUCAAUGCUGAAGGCCCAGUUGGACCACUGCCUGAAAGAUCUUUCACUUCCUGUCUUGGCUCUAGCUGGAGUAGGCCUUCUCCUCUCCUCCUGGGACAGGACGUGUCGCUCGGUGUCCUGGCUGUUGACUGCCAUGAUGUUUGUCUACUCACUGUUUUUUGCCUGGAGAGCAAACCUGGACAUCAGCAGACCCCUCCUGCUUGGAGUGGUUGAGCGUUUCUGGCUUCAGAGCGAUGCUGCAGUGUGUGUGCUGGCAGGCCUCGGCUUGAGCCGAACACACACCGAGCUGGAGAGGAGGCUGGGCCGUGGGGGGUUGUGGAAGACCACAGGCUGGGUCCUCACCAUGGCUCUGCUGGCACAUAUGGUGCGCACCAAUCACAGGGAGUGCGAUCAGAGCAGGAACAGCGUGGUGGAGAGGUUCGGCAGGGAGCUUCUGGCCUCCGUCCCAAGCAGCGCAAUCAUCCUGACCAGAGGGGAUCUGCCCGGCAACUCCCUUCGCUACUUACACUACUGCCAAGGCGUGCGGCCCGAUGCACGUCUGGUCGACCAGGAGAUGAUGACGUACGAUUGGUAUGUGGCCAAGCUGGCGCAGCACCACCCUGGGGUGAACUUUCCUGGUCGCUGGUGGGACCCACUCCACCCUGAGGGGAAAGAAACCUUCAGUCUGGAAGAGUUUCUGUCCUACAACAUACAUAGGCAUGUGGUGGCCUGCAUUGGGCUGCCUGAUGGAGACCGCAGCUGGGAGCAUAGCUUCUCUCGUUGGCCCCUGGGUGUGUGUGACUACCUGGUGCCGGUUCAGAGGCAGUUUCACCCUGAAAGGUGGGCCAAGAGCACGCGCAACAUCUACAACUGGAGUGAACCACACAACAGUUUCCAUCCUGCGUCCUGGGAGCGUGUCGCUAAUGAGGAGAUGUGGCAAGCCAGGAUGAAGACGGCUUUCUUUCUGUUUGACCUGGCAGAAGGGAUGCAGGGAGAGGGGAAAGCUCGCCUCUUUGAGCUGUCUUACACUCUGUAUAAGGAGAUUGUGGAGGCCCACUCAGACUACCCUCCAAACUGGGACAAGAACUUGGCACUGGCCUGCGAGAGGCUGCUCCGCUCGGGUCACCGGGGCUACAGUCCAGACAGCCUGCUGACCUUAGGUGCCCAGCACUUUAGUCUCUACUUAAAGAAGGAACCCACAGAUCCCCAGACCGCUGCCAUACGCUCAGCCAUUACUAGUUUACUCAAAGAGAGAGACGAGCUUCGCCAGAGCCGAAGGCAAACCCCAUAACUGGAUCCAGAGACCUACCCGAAGUGCAUGGCACUGGGGACGGAGUCUGAGCCAAUGUGCCUCUUCUUUAGGUUUGGAGAUAGUGCUCUAGAAGGCUAAUAUGUCACUCAGUUCAAUUGUGGGCUAAAUGGACUGGGACCUAUUGGAGUUGGGAGUCAGAUGUUGGUUACACAGAAAUACUGGGACGUCGUUAUCAAGCAGCACAAAGGACGGAGACCCACAACUCAGCAUGCUUCAUUUGGAGAACAUUUACAGUUGACCCAGGUCAGAGCCUGCCUUCAAGAAGCCUGAACUGACCCCAAUCAAACUGUGCGUGCUCCCCUUAAAAUCAGCCAUUCGAUUGCUUUAUCGGUAAAUCUCGUUCUUUUUCUCUCCUCUUCUGCUCUCACAGCUUUUAACGUGCUGAUUAUAGUUUCUCAGCCACUGCUCUACUUCUCUUUUUCUCACAUUAGGAUGGUAAGGCUGAGAUUGAGGGAAAACCAAUUUGGGGGCCGAAAUGGGGGAUUAGAGUGGCUGUUUAAUCUAGGACAGACUUGUGCUGUGCCACACAGUCCUCACUUCGCAUGACCGGCACUACCCACCCACCCAACCCUCUAUCCGCCCAUCAGUCUAUCUUAGAUGGUCCUUUAAAUGUUUAAAACUAAUGGAUUCCAUGAGUGUUUUUUCCCUCUCUUCCUUCCUAACGGGAGGGCUGUAAUCCCUCAUGGAUUUAAAUGAAAUGUAAAAUGUCACGAUGCCAGGGACCCUUUUAGAGGUGCGUUUCUGUGUGCAUGCUUGCAUGUGCUGUGUGUGUGUGAACACGCUUAAAUAUCCACCCAAGCCUUUUUCAGGCCGGAGCCGCAUAUAAACGUAGUCAAUAAACAGAUCGGCACACUAAAAAGGAAAGUACUUUGAUUAUCCUACAAGCACAAAGUCAUGCGAAACUCCAGGGACAAACGGAAACACGCACGACCAUCAGCCUGAACAUUAGCCCUGUGAGGGUUGCUCGAGACACAUCGUAGCGUUCAACAGCGAGAGGACCAGCGAGUUCUCAGGGUUCAAAACCUCAGCUGCACACUGUGUCCCUAAAGGCUGGUGCUGAGGUUAAUGAACAUUGUUUCACAACAGUCAAACCUUUUCUACAAGGUUUAUAAACACUGCUGGAUCAGCCUGCUGUUUGAGACGCCACUAGAAAGUGAACGGCAGUAAGUGCAUAUGUGGUUUUCUCAGAGUGUAUUCUGCCCUGUCUGUCAGCUGGCCGGAGGAUGAGUCGACCUGCUGGAGCACAGAUGGUUUGGUUACUCACAAAAAGGGAAAAUUGUCCCUCUAAAGAUUCAAGUAUUUUAAUAAAGAUUCAGAUUUUUUUCUA